GAAAUAAGUUAUCAAAAGUGAAAUUUUUUCAUGUUGAUGAUUUGCUCGUUGAUAAUUUGCUUAAAACUUAAACAAGGUAAUCCUAAUUGUUCGUUUGUUGCGUUUGAAAAAAAUGGACCUGAGAAAAAUGAAGAACGAUGAAAAAUUAAGCUUAUGCAGGUGGUAUUAUCGAGGUGGAUUCUUCUUUCUGCCUUUUUUGUGGUUCGUGAAUGCUAUUUGGUUUUUCAAUGAAGCCUUUCGAAAAAGUUUUUAUGAAGAACAGCGAAUGAUUAGAGCAUAUGUUAUUCGUUCAGCAAUAGGAGCAGCUGUAUGGGCUGCAGGCCUCAUAACUUGGAUUGUGAUAUUUCAGUUAAAUCGAGCAGAUUGGGGAGAAUUUGCUGAUUCUCUGUCAUUUAUUAUUCCUGUAGGAAUUCCAUAGUUCUCCAACAUUAUGUUUUUAAUUUAUUUAUGUAUGUUUGUAUGUUGUUUAUUUUUAAUUCAAGUAUUAUGUUUUUGUAAAUAAAUAUUUUUUUAUUGAA
Molecule: messenger RNA, 518 nt
Organism: Parasteatoda tepidariorum (common house spider)
Lineage: Eukaryota; Metazoa; Arthropoda; Arachnida; Araneae; Theridiidae
Gene: pen-2
Product: presenilin enhancer, gamma-secretase subunit
Biological process (GO): Notch receptor processing
Cellular component (GO): gamma-secretase complex
Source: RefSeq, a predicted model, not a curated record